Galeopterus variegatus (Sunda flying lemur) is the source of this 478-nucleotide messenger RNA. Its product is annotated as NADH dehydrogenase [ubiquinone] iron-sulfur protein 5-like. Lineage: Eukaryota; Metazoa; Chordata; Mammalia; Dermoptera; Cynocephalidae. The transcript has a single exon. Gene Ontology annotation, biological process: mitochondrial respiratory chain complex I assembly. The record is from RefSeq and is a predicted model, not a curated record. The coding region runs from base 41 to 361 and encodes 106 amino acids.
CGCGGCCAGUGAAGAGACAAGGACAUUACGCCGUGACGCCAUGCCUUUCUUGGAUGUGCAGAAAAGGUUGGGCAUUAACAUAGAUCAGGGGUUGACAAUCCAAAGUGCUGAACAGCCCUACAAGAUUCCUGCUCGGUGCCAUGCUUUUGAAAAAGAAUGGAUAGAAUGUGCACAUGGAAUCGGUGGCAUCCGGGCAAAGAAAGAGUGCAAGAUAGAAUAUGAGGAUUUCAAAGAAUGUAUUCUUCGGCAGAAAACGAUGAGACGCAUCAAUACCAUCCAGAAGCAGCGGGAUAAGCUAAUAAAGGAAGGAAAGUAUACCCCUCCACCUCACCACUUGGGCAAGGAGGAUCCUAGGCCCUGAGUAGAGCAGCUGCUGAUAGCUGGAGGCUGAUUUUUAUGUUCUCUGUUCUCACUGGAACGAUUACUUACUGAAAACCUCUUUGUCAGAAGUGUGUAAAUAAAAGAUUGCUCCAUCCAA